Molecule: messenger RNA, 186 nt
Organism: Colletotrichum lupini
Lineage: Eukaryota; Fungi; Ascomycota; Sordariomycetes; Glomerellales; Glomerellaceae
Exons: 1
Coding region: 1-186 (61 amino acids)
Source: RefSeq, a predicted model, not a curated record
AUGGCGAGGACCUUGUACCACCUCGCAAAUCAUUAUACAAGUCCUCCAGAAGGUUGCCUCGACUUAGGACCAUUGGUCACCAGCUUCCGCUUCUUCAGGGUCCUCGGAACAGUCUCUUUCGCUUUCCUCUCUCCACCUUACUCAAGGCGCUUCAAUUUGCAACUACGCCUGUGCUCGCAUUUCUAA